Hordeum vulgare subsp. vulgare (domesticated barley) is the source of this 2222-nucleotide messenger RNA. RefSeq lists its product as uncharacterized. Bases 349 to 2214 code for a protein of 621 amino acids. NCBI's taxonomy places the organism in Eukaryota, Viridiplantae, Streptophyta, Magnoliopsida, Poales, Poaceae. The record is from RefSeq and is a predicted model, not a curated record. The transcript is spliced from 2 exons.
GCAUGUGUUUAUAGUUUGUUGGAUGUUGAACCCAAAGCAUUGUACAUGUAACGGUUGCGAAUAUGUCAUAGAUGUUUUCUAAAAAAGUUGUAGUAUCUCUCUCUCUCUCUCUCCUCAGAUUGAGAGAGACACACGAGACAAGAAUAGUACUAGCAUGGAUGGAUGGACCAGAAAUGCAUGCAUCUCCCAUUCCUGCUUCCCUGCCCUGCCUGCCUUCGUCAACAAACAGCAAUCUCUUCCAAAAUCCUGUGCAGAUCGAUCGAUCCUCUUGUGUCAUCUAUAUAUGCCAUCGACUGAGCUGAUCGGGUGAGGCGAGGAAUCAAUCGCCGGUGCGGUGGUGCCCGUGACAUGGACGAGGAGGAAGAGAUUGAGGGGUUGCCGGGCUUGUUCCACCGCCACCCUCUCCUCCUCUGCUUCCUCCUCUUCCUCGCCUUCGUCUACGCCCUCGUCUACCCCGUCUUCGCCUUCAUCCUCGCCUCCGCCCCCGUCCUCAUCCUCACCGCCCUCCUCCUCGGCCUCGUCCUCCUCAACGGCGUGCCACAGGACCAUGACCCACACGUCUACAAGAAGAUCAGCCACCGCCCGCCUCAAUACCAACCAACCGCCGCCGGUCCGCCCUCCGAAGAAUCGCCGCCCACCAGCGACUCCUCUUCGUCCUCCUCCGCCGACGAUGACAACUACAACCGGCCCGCCAUGUCCACCGCCACCUCACACGCCUCCUUCCCCGACACCGCUGCCAACACCGAAUCGGAAUCAACCGACUCUGACCACGAACAAGACAAGCGCCAGCGGUCCGAGAAAAAGGAGGUGGUGCGUGCCGUCGCAUGGACCGCCGACGACGACAAGAGCAUCGAGAACAUCGGCUCCCUCGAGCUCGAGAUGAACGCCACCGUCGAGAAGCUCAUGUCCAGGCGCCGCGCCCGCGGCCACCAGCGACCUCUCCACCACCACCACCACCACGUCAUGGACGUCGACGACCCAUCCAAGCUCAGCAUCGCCACCAGGAAGAGCAACCCCUUUGACCUCGACGGGCCCUACGACGAGGACGACAACUUCCCCGACUCCGCGCCUUCCAUGCUCGGCCUACGCCCCUCGCGUAACCCCUUCUUCGAUGAUAUGGACGACGAUCUCCAUCUCCAAGCGCCACCGCAGCCGUCGUCCAUCCCGGCGCAGAAGAACGCCAUGCUGUUUCGACGGCACGAGAGCUUCACCGUGGGCGCGCCGUACGUCAGCGACUUCCGGCCGUCCCGCUUCAGGCCCUACUUUGUGACCGAGAAGAUGCAGGGGCAGCCGGUGAGCGUUCCGGAGGCCAGCCGCAAGAGCAGCUCCUCAUCCACGUCUUCCUCCUCUGCCGGUGCGACCGCCUACGCCUAUGCAUAUGCCUCCGCCAACAAAGAAGAAGAGGCAGCAGCUGAACAAGAAGCUGUGGCAGAGGCAGCAGCAGCAAUGUUGGAGGAGGUCAAGACGGAGGAGUACAGCAGCAGGUCUCGUGAGGUGGUGGCGGUGGACGUGGAGCUCAUCAGCGACUCCUCCGACGAUGACAUGACACUGCCUCCUGGUGGCAAAGAACAACAACAGCAGCAGGUUGCUGAGCAAGAUCAGCAGCAAAUGAAGAUGGAGCAGGAGCAGCGAUUGAAGCAGCAGCAGGCUGCUGAGCAGGAGCAGCGAUUGAAGCAGCAGCAGCAGGCGGCUGAGCAAGAGCAGCAGGUGGCUGAGCAAGAGCAGCAAAUGAAGAUGCAGCAGCAGCAACAGCAACAGUUGGCGUUAUCGGAUGACGACGACGAGGGGGAUUCGUUUGAGGUGGAGAGCAUCACGAAACAAGUAGACGCAGCAGCAGCCGCAGGCAAAACCAAACAGUUGGAGGCAGAUCCUGCAUACGACUAUAGCCCGUCAGCGCCAACUGGAAAGACGGAGAAGCAGCAGCAGCAGCAGGAGGCAGCAGCAUUUGCACAAUUACCUCCGACGGCGCCAAAUAAGCUGCAGUCGAUGCGGAGAGUGUUCUCGGAAGAAGACGCGGAUGAGCCAUGGGCAGCGCCGAGCGCACUGGAGGAGACGGGGAAUGAGGACAUGUUUCCUCUCCCUCCUCUUCCUGAAUCUGCUCCUUCUGCUGGUGGUGCCCCUCCUCUUUCUGCUGCUGCCAAGAAAGCUAUCGGCAAGUCGACAAAGUACAAACCGCCCACCAAGAAGGCAGUAUUAGGCUUCUUCCGCAAGUGACACACAAC